Messenger RNA from Bacillus rossius redtenbacheri, 11781 nucleotides. RefSeq lists its product as uncharacterized. Gene Ontology annotation, molecular function: DNA binding. The record is from RefSeq and is a predicted model, not a curated record. Bases 9731 to 10714 code for a protein of 327 amino acids. Gene Ontology annotation, cellular component: nucleus; transcription regulator complex. NCBI's taxonomy places the organism in Eukaryota, Metazoa, Arthropoda, Insecta, Phasmatodea, Bacillidae. Gene Ontology annotation, biological process: regulation of transcription by RNA polymerase II. The transcript has 2 exons.
AACGGCGGCGUCUUGGGGGCGUGGGACAAUGGCGUGACGCGACCUUGACACCUUUCCCUCCCCCGCCGCGGCGCCCCCCCCUGCAGCGGGGCAGAUGGCUGUUCCGACUGCCGCCUCCACUCCCACGGCACUGCUCCGCGCCGUUACGACACCACCUCCCGUCGCGCGCUCCAAGUGCGGUGUCUCGUUUGGCGCGGAGUUUCUCCAGGCGGCUCCAGAUGGUCAACUUGGGUAAGACCAGUUCACCGGUGAACAUCUGCAUGCAGCAGCGCACGCGGUAUUCCAUUUCCCCCCGCAUGAGCCACUGUCUGACGUGUCAAGUUUGAUUAAUCCUCGAAAGUAGCACCGGUUGGUUUGCCCACGGCCCUUUGCUUUGUUGCUUGUGACCAUACCGUACUGCAUCAGGUCAAGUUUACCAUUGAAGUGACAGGAUACUAAAUUUCGAAUCUUAUCAGACCUGUGGAAGUUGCUCACAUCCUUUCAUAAAAACUAGAAAAGAGCUUGGUGAUUUUCAAACGGCUGAGCAGAUUAUCUUGAAUCGUAGCUAAGAACACACUCGACAAAGUCACCUUUCAAAGAAAAAAAAAUCUGUUCGUUCGUUUGUGAGCUACGAUGCCACAAAUACACACGAUAAACUUAUAACACCCCUCUGUUUGCGUCGGGGGUUAGAAAUGGUGUGUGUGUGUGUGUGUGUGUGUGUGUGUGUAUAUAUAUAUAUAUGUGUGUGUGUGUACACAUGACCAUAAUCAAGAAUCGUUGAACUAUCGGGGAGCAGCUAAGGCGUUACCUCCCCCCUCCUCCCCCGGGUCUAUAUACGCUCUCUCUCUCGUGUGUUUGAAGGGGGAAAAAAGGGGGGGGGGAGCAGGAACUACAUUUCGCCUCCGUAUUGUUUUAUUUUAACACUCGUGCUGUUUUAUUUAAAAACUCGUAUAAAUAUUAGUCUUGUAAAAAAUAAGAAAAUACUUUUAAGAACAGUGCACGUAAAUAUACCUAAUGCUUUAAUUGGAUGUAUUUUAGAAUUUAUAUGAUUUUAACUGUUGUCUCACGCUACAAGGCUAUUCGUAUCCGAUUCCCAGAGCGGUCACGCACUGAGAUCUUUGGCAAGUCUUAAAUGGCAUUUUUGACCUAAACCCAGAAGUAAGGUCCGCCCAAAGUUUUAUGGCAUUUUCUGUUUCUUCAAUGUAUAUCUGAUGAUAUUCUGCAGGGUGCCACUUUGACACCCUUGAGCAAUUUUAGAUAUUUAAGACGGCGACCAAGAUAGUUUAAACUUCAUUCAUCGGGCAUAUAUACGCUUAUAAGACACAUUUUUUAAUCAUUGUGGUGUAUAAAAUGAAUUUAGGGCUUAGGAAAUAUAAGAACAAAUUAUUUUGGCAAUUAAAUACUUUCAUAAAAUAUAGCAGAAAAUAUUUCGUAAAUUGAUAAUGAUAUAUUUGGAAUAUUUUGAGUCCAAGGAAAGUGAACUUUGAUUAAAUACUAAAUCAUUAACACAUACAUUUACAAUACAUUUAAAAGCAUGGACUGUAAAAUUAAUUCAAGUUGUAUGUGGCGUGAAAUAUAUUUAGCUAGCUGUAACGUUUAUAUACAUAAUUUAUGUUGUAAUCAAUGUUAUAAGUAACCUGCAACAUUUACAAGCAUCUUAUUUAAUAUGCAAAGGAUUAGCAUCAAAAUUUUAAAUAUUACGUUUUUAAUUUAACUGUUGCAGAAGUAAAAAAACAAACAAAUAUUAACAUCCAGUAUAAAUGUGAAGGCCUUAGUUGCAAUUUUUAUAUAUAAAAUAACUAAAAUAAACUAUCUUGCAGUCUCACUUUACUAAAUUGAAUAGGCCAAUGGAAUGUAACUUCAUUACCAAAAAACAUUUGCACUCACACUAUGGAUAUCAUAUCAAACAACAUAUCAAACGUUGAUUAAGUUUUAUGAUCAUUCUAAUAAGUCAUAAAUGUAUACAUGACAUUCUUAUGACGAUUCAAAAUGUCUCAUAGUCCAGACUUGAUCAUCCUAGCAUUUCAUUUCCACAUGAAGUGCCAAACAAUGGUGACAAUUUAGCAUGGAUAUUAUCAAUUUCCUGAAAAUUAUAGACAUAAAUAUUAAAAUCUUAACCAGGAGUUAAUAUGUCAAGCAAAUUUCAUAUGUGUUUACACCUAUAUAUGUAAAAUUCUUUAACUAAUAAAAUUAAAUUUACAAUGUUACACAAUUAAUAAGUCAUCUCUUUAAUCAUCCAAAUCGUCAUCAGUGUCAGUUGGUACGAACUGUGUCCACGGAUUGCAACAAGUUUCUUCGCCAUAGCAAUGGCAAAAUUGUGCACAUGUUAAUUUAGAAAACACACAGCUGCAUCUUCCAUUAGAACAAGGGUUUUCUUUUGCGCAACCACAGCGUACCAUAUGAAGUAUCUCGGGUGGAGCCAGAUUAACUCCAAUUGGUACAGUUACAGAAAUCAGGCUUUUGUUGACAACAUCUUCUACCCAGCCCAAUUCUGUUGCCAGUUGUUGUGGUGGAUUUUUCCUCAAGUGCAGAUUUCCAAAUACACACUUGGAAAUGAGUCCGCUUCACAUGUUCGGCAAAGGCUUCGGUAGUAGGUGGCAAGGUACACAUUUUCACAGCCUUGUUGGUCUUGUCAGUUCCCAUUUUUUAGGCCACAUUUUGUAUCUUAUAUCUGACAUAGACCUAAUUUCGGCGAUAGAAUACCCAUAGCAUGAUGCUAUAAAUGCAGCAGAUUCAUAUAUUACAUAAUUAAUGUUGGUUCCUAUUUGCCCUAAAAGUGAUAGCUUUAAGCCCUUUUUGAGUGCUCUCACAACAGUUGCCUUUCCUAUACCAUAAAUUGGGAUACAGUAUUACAACCUGAUAAACCAUGGGCCGACAAAAGAUACGUAAUUAUAUCGUGAUGCUUAUGAGCUGUCAUUCCAAUAUCAAUAACUUGACGCUGGGAUGCAGUUCCUUCCAUUAAAACAGUACAAUUGAGUGCACAAUGUCUGUAAUAGUGAAGAAGCAGAACAAAGACAUCUGUAUCAUCACUUCUAAUUGUUAUAAGUUUAUAACCUUCAUUAACACAGGACACCAUUUGAUGUGGGAUAAUAAUAUCCGCUUCUUUAUGCGUUGUUCGUAGGUCUGUUCUGAAUAUUGUAACCCUUUCGUAUAUUUGAACUGGUAUUGAGUCCAACCUGCUAAUGAUGAGUUUGUGUUCAUAUGUUGCAGCAUGUUUGCCACCGUCUGUUAUGAAUGUUUCACAAAUGAUUUUGAUUAGUUCAAUCUUGUUGAAUGUAACAGUUAAUAAAACUUUCUGAGAUGGAAGAGGUGUGUUGAGAGUCAAUUUAUGUUUACGGCUAGCUUGUUUACCAGCUCUAGAUGUCCUUGUCACACUUUUGAUACUGAAGUCUUGGUAUCGGUCGAAUAUUAAAUGUACAUCAGCCUUUCUUAAUUCAUUCAAAACACAAGUUAAGAAGCCAUUCACAAAGUCACUCACAGUGCCUCAUGAAUGAUAAAACACUGUCCACAGUGCAGCACAACCAUCAUUUAGGAUAACUGCUGGUAAUUCGCUUGAUGAAUGAGUUCUCGUUGAAUGUUGCACUUGAAGAAUGUUUUUCAGAGUUGAGAGUUCAUGACGAAAUACUUCUUCUGUAUUAAGUCCACGUGAACCUACUAGAACCAUGAAUCGGGAAAAUAUAAUUUCUGUAUCCCAAACAUAUUUUGUUCCCAAUACCAAUUUUUUCUUGUCUGUAGACAUAGUUUUAACUUUGGUGGACAACGUUUGAUUGAAUCCUGCAGGCCAACUUUCUUCAAAUUGAAUCAUGCUUGUUAACCCAAUUGCAUCCGAUGCAUCAGCAUUGACUAUAUUAUUACACACUAAACCAGUUACCACUUCAAAUAUUGCAGUUCACAUCACCUGAAACAGAAAUACAAAAAAAUUGUAUAUCGGCAGUGGUUGUCCCAUUUAUCUGCAUAAUACAUAUGUUAAAGCUUUAAAAUCAAUUUAAUCACCAAAAUAAAUAGUUGUUAGUAUUGCCAGACACUGAAAUCAUUAUAUUAGACACCAACAUGAUUAUCAAAUGUGUUCUAUAUGUGAAUUUAUGGCCGAUAAAUACAUUUUGAGCCAUCUAAGGCACCAUCUUGAAUAUCUUAAAUUGCUCAAGGGUGUCAAAGUGGCACCCUAUAGAAUAUCAUUAAGUAUCCCUUAAAGAAUCAUAAAAUGCCAUAAAACAUUGGGCGGACCUCACUUCCGGGUUUUUUUGAUCUGCCACCGGACUAUUAGGGGGUGUUGCCGUGAGAAAGUGGGUUUUCUUGGGGUGUUCCCCCCCCCCCCUUUUUUUUUUUAAUUGUGCCAUUCUUUCCGAAAAUGCUUCACUCUCAUCUGAUGACCACUCACCUUACCCUGAUGCCGAGGCGUUUUUUUUUUACGGCAUAAUGCGUUCAUUUCGUUAUUUUAUAAUUUUUUUUGGACAGAUUGACUUCGUUGUGAAUGAAAGAUUUUUACGUUAACGGUUGUAAGCUAUGAUACAUUGUGCUAUGUCAUGUUUGAGAACAUUUCCCCUCAGAAAUGUGAAGAUUCUCUCCCCGCACUUUCAUUAACAUUCCGGCGUCACUGAAAGCACAUCUCCCGUCACUUCUAGUCACUCAGUGCGGUGCGUCGUGGUUCACUCGCGGACGGGUGAAAACCGCACCCAAUCACGACUGAGCUUCGCCAGCUAUCUUACAGGCAAAAGGUCGUUUGUUGUAAACAAGUCCGCGCGAGAAGCAUUCUGUGCCUACAGGAAUUUUUGUUGUUAUUUUUGGUCUAGAGGCCAAAGUCUUCGGACGUAUUUAUCCCCUCGAAUCACAUGGAACUAACUAACUGUUAACGUCGAUGUUCAUUUAGUAAAGUGUUUUGUGACACGUUGUGACCUGGUAUUUGUUACGGUUCAUUCAUUGAAUGUUAAGUAGCAAAACCUUAUGACUGAAUUAUUGCGAAACGACUCGUCCUAUUUUAUAUCCCGUACAUUCACAUGAAUGUAAAUUGAAAAAUAUAUUUCAGUUGGGUAGUAUACCGGUCAGGAGCUGAUUUUUUUUUUUUUAAAGUAGAUGAUUUGGGACACUAUUCUCUGUGGCACCAUUGUGUAAGGUUGGUGCUUAACUAGCCAGCGCAGGUGGAUGUUAAAUAGAAAUAAAAAUAAAAAUAAAACACCUCGGCUUCUUGGCCUACGCUACGAUGCGGUCGCCUUUUCAAAGAGAAGCCCCCUCUUCAACUUAAGUGUGACCCGCCUAUUCAUAAACCUGCUCCCGCUGCACGGGUGCGCGCGCACAAUAACCCAAUCCCCUCCAUGCGGCGAGUUUUACGGCACUUGCAGGUGCCCACCAAUUUUAUACCGACCGUACUAAAAACAUAUGUUUCUGCCAGAGCUACGACAUGGAGAAGCAAAAAAAAAAAAAAAGUAUAUGGAUAACGAGGUAUCGUAACAGGUUGGCGAGUACUAAAUUAUGUUUGAAAUUUUUGUUUUAAUAUCUAAUUACAAAGAAAAUUACGUACCUUCGACGAACGAGUGGAGUGAAUUAAUUGGGUAUAAGGCUCGGUUUCACACGCCAAAUAUUUUGUUUUUUUUUGUCAUUACUUUUUUUGAGGGCUAUUAAGCACUUAUGUUUUCCAAAGAACUUGGCUUACCAAACGUUACUACCCGAAUUUUGUUUCUCAUAAAUUAUGGAGAAAUAUUCAGCUGUCAAUCUAAAAACGUUUGAUAAAGUUACAUGACAUAAACAAUUUUCGUGUGAUAACUGAAGACCUCGGGUAUAAAUAAUAACGAAUAUCUUGUGAAUUGUAGUAGUCACGGUGAAGUUAAUGUUUAGGUAAUCAGGUAGCAAAAUAAACUUCUUUUUUUAUGGAACUUUGUUCUUCGCAUUUUUUGUUCCUUGUAUUUUUGCGAACGAAACCAUGGAUCAGCGGUUCCUGAAAGAUUUUCCGUGGCAGGGUCACGCGGUUCCGCGAGUCAGGGUGCGUGUCGUGUAAAGCAGGUAGCCGACGGACUUUGAAGCUAAUUUUAGAGCUAUUAUAAAUCAAACUAUGCGGGGAGGGGUGGAAAUUCAUUCAUCACGUUUGAUACGUCCAGUAAAGGAUUUCAAUUCGAAGUUAUAGUUUAUUUUCUAUUCGAACAUUACAAACAUGCAAACAAUUAGGUAUCAGGGGGUCUUUAACAAUAAGGUGUAAAUAAAAUUAAUUUGUUUUGAAUGUUCACAGUAGUUGUUGUCAAAUAACUUUCUUUGAAGGUGUUGGGGGUAACGCCAAACGAAAGUCGAUCAUAGGGUUCCCUGGGGGAAAAAAAAAAAAAAAAAUUGGAACCCCUGCCGUAGAUGAAGAUGAUCAACAGUUAAAACAGGAACUUCAUUCUUUUUUGGUGUUUACCUUGAUUCACGCCCGAUAUCUUCAACCGUUGACAGUAAAAGAUGGUAAUGCAGUUGAACUAGAAUGCUGCUCGUUAGGAACCGCGCACUGUCGGACGACGUCGAAAAAUUGGCGCUAAUCGAGUAUAGGGCUUGCGUCGGUGUCGCGUCAAAUUGAUGUUGGGGGGGGGGGGGGGGUGGGGGGGAGGGGCACCACUUGACCUUGCGGCGGACCCAAGGCUAUUUAUAGCAGCUUCCCCCUCCCUUACCCCCUCCCCUCCAGGAGACUGCCGGGUUCACUAGGACCACCGACCCUUUCACCGGCAAUGACGCAUACCCUCUCUGGUGGGUCGUCUUCUGCCCCUCAGCGCCAGCGACCGAUUGUCGGUCAGUGGAAGAACUACUGUCAGAAUCAGCUGUCGUAAACACGGACACGUGCGUUCCGUUCUCAUUUGCGUUACCUCGCGGACCAAACGAGGCGCAAGUCCAAAUAUUAUAGUGUUUUUUUUUUUUUUAAUUUCACAUUAUUUCUUAAGGCUUGGUUGGACUUGCAUCCCGAAUUGAAAGUUUCGUUUUUUUUUUUUUUUGUAAUUUACUAUUAACUAAGGGAUUUUCCUGUUGAUUUAUUCAUAAAGCGUUCUUAAAUAACUUAUUUAAACAAAUUCUUAAAAUAAUGCUUCGAAUUCGAAUAUACGUAUCAAUUUUCAGGAAUGAAAUAAAUCUCCAGGAAAAAUAAACAUUUUUUUAUAAUAAAAAUAAGCAUUUACAUGUGUAAGGAAGGGGGAAGUAUUAAAAAAAAAGCAUUCCUAUAGCUAGUGGCAGAUUCAUGCAAUCAUUUAUUUGAUACCUUCUGUGUGUAUUCCUUGUGGACCACACGGGUACUAGUGUUUCAAUUUCUGAAUGUACCUUCUUCAAAAUAUUUUUGUCUGAUAGAUACCCUACCCCGGAACAUUAGAGGGUUUCGAAUGCUAAACAUUUGAUGUUUGAGGAGCCGAUUGGCCCGGUCUUGCGUGUAAUCCGCCGCGGGCGCUGAAUGUGGGUUGUUCUGCGCAGUAGCGCGGUGCGCGUGGCGUGGAAAAUGCCUCCGAAAGCCUGCAUUCAGGCCGUGUGUACACAAGCCGGGGCCUCGGCGCCGGAAUAAACGGGUUUCCCGGGCCGCGCUAAAGCAAACGUCCAGAAAUAACCCCCCCCCCCCCCCCAUUUUUUUUUCUCGGCCUGCGCGACUGAAGGAAGGUGCCUGCGAGCGAGUCCUCUCGCACGCUGUUCGCAACCUGCGAACAGAUUAUGUACGGCAGGGUUCCCGCACACAGAGACAAAUCUGGGAAAAUCAGGGGAAACUCUGGGAAUUAAAAAUAUGGCUUCAAAACCCUUGGAAAAAGGGGUAAAUUGACAUUAUCUGGGUAAAUUUACAAUUGCAGGUAAAUUUACAAUUGCAGGUAGACAAUUGCAGGUAAAUAGUCAAUUACAAGUAAAUAGACAAUUCCAGGUUAGUAGACAAUUCCAGGUUAGUAGACAAUUCCAGGUUAGUAGACAAUUCCAGGUUAGUAGACAAUUCCAGGUUAGUAGACAAUUCCAGGUAAAUAGACAAUUCCAGGUAAAUAGACAAUUCCAGGUAAAUAGACAAUUCCGGGUAAUAGACAAUUCCAGGUAAAUAGAAAAUUCCAUGUAAAUAGACAAUUCCGGGUAAAUUGUCAAUAGCUACGCAAAUUGACAAUAUCCAGGUAAAAGCAGUAUCAAAAAUUUUUUAUACUAUGUAGUAUCACAGUGUUUUAAAACCGAAUGAAUGUUAAUCAUAAAUACUUGUUGCUGUUCAUAACACGCGGGGGCGCUAAUCUGUAGGACUCGCAAAGGGUAGCCCGCGCGGCCAGAGAGUUUAGCGCUUGGGUUUUAACUGACAUGUCAUAUCUGGAUACGGUGCUCGUAUGUUGAACACUGUCCACAUUUUGGCCUGCAUGCACGCAAUAAGAAAAAAAAAAAACUUCAAAAUGUACAGAAAGUUUUCCGUAAUACAUAGUGUAGACAUCAAACACUUUUCACUGUCACGCUUUUGUUAAGUGCAGCAAUGCCCCUCAAAAUGAGGGGGUCUACGUCGGUGAUAAUACGUACUCGAUUUUUUACUUAUGUUAACUAAAUGUAAGGGAUCUAAACAACUUUUUAUAAAUUUGAAGCCCAGUUAAAAAAAAAUUGUUGUUUGAUUAAGCAAAUUUAUUUUGUUUCUUUUUCAGACUGGCAAUUGUUGUUUGCAUAAUAUUUGUGGAAAGGAUAACACUGCGAAACUAUAUAUUGUGUAGGAAAAUAUUUUAUAGUCAGUUUCGCAUGUUAAUUGUGUUUAUUGAAGAGUGUUUUGAAAUUAAUUUGUAUUGUAGGAUGUUCGUGCCGAGUGGUUUCGGUGUGGUUUAUAAUCACUCGGUGAACCUUUAGGCCCUCUUGAGGUUUCUUGUUCAGCAAGUUGGAUUCAGUGGAAGUCACAUAAUGCUUAAUUCUUCAGGGAGGCAGACUUUUCGGGCUUUUUCACUGAGAACGACUUAAAAUUAGAAAAUUGGGAUACUUUUAUCUGUUUAAAAAUAUAACUUAGAUUUAUUGUAGAGUCACAAUGGCUUAAUCCUAAUCCGAGUGAGUUGAAAAAUUUUCUUCGUCUUACACUUAAAUAUUAAUUGCAUUCAAUUAACAACCGCUUUGAACAAGCGUUUAUAAAUUCCUUUUCUACUAUUCUCUUCAAAAAAAAUUCCAAUUCAUUCUACAUACUCUGGCCCAUUUGUGUAUAAUUUAUCCCGAUGAAUAGGGCCAAUAUCCGAAAUGGAAAUUUUUUUAACUAGAUAAGUAGGUAGGCUAAAAUUUUAAUUUAACCAUUGGUAAUAAUGGCUCUUAAUUAGCAAGCUGUAAUUCAUGUUUCACUUGCGAUUUCGUUCUGAAAUAGGCUACUGGUUACUAGACGAUACCUCCACCGAGUUUAUAGUGGAUAAAUUAUCGCUAUGAAGUAUUUACGGCGUUGUUUUUUUCCUCUUCCCUAUCUGAUGUCUCGAAAGGAUUUUACUGGUGUGCGAUCACGCCUCCUUUCAAAUCGAUAACUCGGCUCGAAACGUCGAUAGUCGUUUCCCCAUCUGGCUGUCAUUGGGGCAACACCGAAGGCGUUCUGGUUUUAUCGCCUGGUCCAUCGAGUCUCCGGCAGUCCUUAGGCCCUCCUCACACGGGGAUACUGAAGUUGCUUAGAUACCGCGAGACUCGGCGACCGAGCGACUCGUCAUGUAGAUAGGCAUGGCGUCACUCAGACGGCGAUACUGGAGUGGCGGAGACUGGAAGUCGUAAGCAACGUAAAUCCCGGCGACUCAGCAUGCUGGUCUCCACGCUACUCCAGUAGCCUACGCGGCGCGAUACUGUAUUGUAGCGAACAAUGGGCGAGCAGGCGUUUAAUAUCAAAUUUGUAAACGAAGUUGAGAAACACCCAGAACUCUAUAACUACAAGUUGAAAGGGUAUUCAAAAAAGGAUGUGACUGACAAAGCAUGGAAUGAUGUCGCAAAAGAAGUGCAACUCACAGUUAACGAAUGCAAAGAAAAAUGGAAAAAUCUCCGUUCAGUUUUUGUCCGUCACAUAAAGCCACCUCCAAGUGGUUCAAGUUCCAAAAAUAAGAAACCAUAUUAUCUAUCGGAGGCAAUGAAAUUUACCCUACCAUUCAUAAAAACGCUUGGUACACCAUCGGGGAAUUUGCCAGAAGUAAUCAAUGAACAAAACCUGGAACACAGUUCAUCUGACCCAACACAAAAUACGGAAGACGUUGCGGCUGAAGAGGAGGAAUAUAUCUCAGAUAACGCAAUACUAACUACAACACCACAACUUUCCCUUCCUUCACCUAUGCUGCCAAAUACUGACUUCUCGCAAGAACAUGCUCAUCAUUCCCAACAAAUGACUCAUGAUCCCUUUUCCAACCCAAAAGAUAAUUUAUCAAAGCGUAAAAAGCAAACAGUGACGGAAGUGGACAAGUCCUUUAUGGAAUACAUGAAUGCAAAGAAAAGGAAACUUGAAUCGAAUUCAAACGAUGAUAGGCAAGUAAAAACGUCGUUUCUUCUAAGCCUUUUACCAGAAAUCGAACCUUUGACAGAUGCACAAAUGAAAUCAUUCCGACGUAGGGUUCUGCAGCUUAUUGAUGACAUCACGAAUCCAAAAGACAUGCACCAACACGUACCAGCUUACCAACAGACCCCAACUUACUCCUACAGUGUUUCCACGCAUUCAUCGUUGGCUACAGAUAAUGCUUCAAUUUGUUCGUCGCCUGGAAAUCAAACUAUUCCACAGAAAGUACAAGAUACUGAAACGCAACAGUAUUUUGAAGUCAUCCAAGAGACUUUACAAUAUGAGCAGGAACAUAAUGUGAUGUGAUGUUUUGUUGGGUGUGUAAACAUAUAACUUUGGUGUACGUGUUUUUAUCUCUAUUAUGUUGUUUAUUUUUGUGUUUACAGUCAUGAUUUGAAUGUUUGUGUAAUGGGUAUUCUUUAAAUAGUUUAUAUAUAUACAUUUUUUCUUUUGCAGUACAUUAUUUGAAUGUGUAUUUCUUAGGUAUAUUUGAAUUAAACAUUGGAAUGAAUUUAUGCAUAAGAUAUGUUUAUACUUUCACCUUUCAGUUGACUGGAAUACUUGGGUAUAAAUAACUUUAGAUUAUUUAACCUGUUAACGUUAAAGUGCACAUUCUUAAGAUCCAUACAACAGCCAUUUUCCACAGAUAAAAUAAGUAAUUGCGGCCUCAAGUUAAAAUGCAUACAUUGUUUUUAUUCGCCAAGCAUCAGUAUAUACGUUAAAAUACUUGGAAAGAAAUAGAUUUGUGUUGAAGGGAAACAUUUAGAAGUGCCUUAACAAAAAUUCGUAAUAAUUUGUAUUUCUUAACUUACUUACCUCAAAGUUAUCAGCAAUCGUUCACCGGGGCUCACGCAUUCCCUCAUAGUGGUAUCCCUAUAAUACAUCGCAGGUGUAACAAUUUCCGUUAACAUUUGGUAAGUCUCCUUCGUCAUUCUGUAGAAAGCGAUGAAUUUUGAGUCUGUCUCUUGCAAUUCUUUGGCCGCGACAAAUAAUCUACAAUUAAUGUUCCUUUCUAUAUAUGGAUGAACCCACAAUCUUUUCCUACUUCGUUUUCUAUAAUGUUGAUAAUAUUGGAUAACAAUAUCACUAUCGUCACUGCUGUUAUCACUGGACAUUACAUACAAUAUAUAGGCACUUCACGGUUCCACAAGAUACUCGGGCUGUACUCACGAUGCAUUUUUUCCUCCCAGUCUCUGAUAUUUUAGUAGCGUCGUGUGAAGAUAACGGGCGACUAGAGUCACCCAGUCACACAGUUGCCUAGUCUCCAGGCUACCAGCGAUCGUUUUGUAGGCAACUUCAGUAUCCCCGUGUGAGGAGGGCCUUACGCGCAGAAGGCACAUAAAUUGCCCCGUACAAUUAACGGGAGAGACUUU